UUCCUUUCCCUUUAAGAGCCAUUGAUAAACAUGUGACUAUGCUAAUGAAGGUCGUUAGAGAACAGGAACUCAUCAGUCUUCCUUUACAUAUUGUGGGGAAACCUUUUUACCAAAACAAAGGCACGGCCCAUAGUUGUUUGUUGUAAGUAGUUGAAGCAGAUCCAGGCUUGGGGGGAUCCAAAAUGGGAUAAAAAGGUGUGAGAAUGAGAGGUGAGUUAGUUUGGGGAAGAGACGUGUGGGUACAGGAGCUCUGCAGGCUAAUGAGGAGACUCUGCCCAAGGACAGCUUGGAUAAAAGAAAAGAAGUCCCAGAAGCUAACGAUUCUCUUCUUCUUCUUUGGAUAAAGACAAGAGACCAUUAGACUGUAGAUCUUCUACAACACCAGCAAAUCCUCACAUUGGAAAGAUAAAUCUGUAUCAGACUCAGAAAAAGCUUUAGUACAAUGAGCCUUCCCAACUCCCAGAAGGAACGUCCCUCUGUGACAAAACAUUAUGAAUGUCCAGAAUGUGGGAAAAGAUUCUUAAAACAAACCCACCUCCAUAGUCACCAGAGAAUUCAUACCGGGGAGAAACCUUUCUCCUGCACAGAAUGUGGGAAAAGAUACUUCAGAAAACAACACCUAAUUAGUCAUCAACAAAUUCACAGUGAUAAGAAACUUUUUUCCUGCACAGAAUGUGGCAAAAGUUUCAAGCGAAAAGAAGUCCUUAAAGAUCACCAGAAAAUUCACGCUGGGGAGAAACCUUAUGAAUGUGCAGAAUGUGGGAAACGAUUUGUGACAAAAGGCCAGCUUCAUAUUCACAAGCAAAUUCACACUGGGGACAAACCAUUCUCCUGUACAGAAUGUGGGAAACGCUUCAGACUAAAAGAAAUCCUUCAAUAUCAUCUUCAAACUCACACUGGGGUGAAACCGUACGUAUGUACAGAAUGUGGAAGAACCUUUUCAAAAAAUGACCACCUUCAGAUCCACUUUAAGACUCACACAGGGGAGAAGUCCUUUCCUUGUGCAGAAUGUGGGAAGAGUUUCAUCUCAAAGGUCUACCUUUCCAGCCAUCAGAAAAUCCACACAGGGGAGAAACCGUUUCCUUGUUCAGAAUGUGGGAUAAGAUUCCGUUUAAAGAGUGACCUUAACAGACAUCACAGGACUCACACGGGAGAGAAACAUUUCUCAUGUAACAAAUGUGGGAAACAAUUCUCUCGUAAAGAAAGUCUUCAACGACACAUGCAAAUUCACUCCCAGAAGGAACUUUAUGUAUGUCCAGAAUGUGGGAAAAGAUUCUUGACACAAAGCCACCUGCAUAGUCACCAGAGAAUUCAUACCGGGGAGAAACCUUUCUCCUGCACAGAAUGUGGGAAAAGAUACUUCAGAAAACAACACCUUCGUACUCAUCAACAAAUUCACAGUGAAGAGAAACCUUUCUCCUGCACAGAAUGUGGGAAAAGUUUCCAGCGAAAAGAAGUCCUUAAAGAUCACCAGAAAAUUCACACCGGGGAGAAACCUUAUGAAUGUACAGAAUGUGGGAAACGUUUCCCAACAAACAGUCACCUUCAUGCUCAUCAGAAAAAUCACAACAAGGAGAAGCUUUUCUCCUGCACAGAAUGUGGGAAAAGUUUCAAGCGAAAAGAAGUCCUUAAGCAUCACCAGAAAAUUCACACGGGGGAGAAACCAUAUGCCUGUAUAGAAUGUGGGAAAACUUUUUCCCAGAAAAUCCACCUUCAGAUCCACUUUAAGAUUCACACAGGGGAGAAAUCGUUUCCUUGUGCAGAAUGUGGGAAGACGUUCAUCUCAAAGGUCUACCUUUCCAGCCAUCAGAAAAUUCACACAGGGGAGAAACCAUAUCCUUGUACAGAAUGUGGGAAACGUUUUCGUUUGAAGAGUGACCUUAAUAGACAUCACAGGACUCACACAGGAGAGAAACUUUUCCCUUGCACAAAAUGUGGGAAACACUUCUCUCAAAAAGAAAUCCUUGAACGACACAUACAAACUCACACACGUGAAAAAUGUUUCCCAUGCACAGAAUGUGGCAAAGUGUUGUCUUCAAAGAGAUACUUUACCAUCCACCAGAGAAUUCACACAUGAGGUUGUGCAAAACCUUCAGUAACAUCAUAUGGUCAAUGGAAGAAACACACAGAAUGGGGAUUCUCCAAUAGGCUUCAUCUCCUCCACCAGAACAGCCAGACAAGGGAAGAGAUACCGUCACUUCACUUUCCUUCAGACUCUCCCAUGUCAACAGUAACUAUUGGUAGGAUCACCUGGCAGUUAUGUCCCACCCUGAAACAAAAACUAACACUGGGUUCUCCUCUGCUCAUAGAUAUAGUAUAACACCAAACCCAGGAACUAUGGGAUGAUUUGUGUGGAAUAAAUUUUACUCAAUAAAUAUAAUGCAAUAUUUCUGUA
Xenopus laevis (African clawed frog) is the source of this 2395-nucleotide messenger RNA. Its product is annotated as gastrula zinc finger protein XlCGF26.1-like. Lineage: Eukaryota; Metazoa; Chordata; Amphibia; Anura; Pipidae. The transcript is spliced from 3 exons. Bases 443 to 2077 code for a protein of 544 amino acids. The record is from RefSeq and is a predicted model, not a curated record.